Messenger RNA from Orycteropus afer afer, 462 nucleotides. RefSeq names its product ribonuclease A family member 13 (inactive) (gene RNASE13). Lineage: Eukaryota; Metazoa; Chordata; Mammalia; Tubulidentata; Orycteropodidae. Gene Ontology annotation, molecular function: nucleic acid binding. The record is from RefSeq and is a predicted model, not a curated record. Bases 1 to 462 code for a protein of 153 amino acids. The transcript has a single exon.
AUGACACCAGCUGUGGCACGACUGCUUUUCUUCCAGCUUGUUCUAGAACCAACUCUGAUCCUGGGUAUCAACCUGCAGCAUGCCAUCAAGAACUUUGAACAUAUAUUCAUUGACUUCCCCCGGGUUGAGUACUCAAACAAUUUCCAGGGCUACUGUAAUGGUAUUAUGGGCUACGUGCGGGGCAGAAUGCAAAGAUGGGAUUGUCCAAAGAUCCAUUACGUGGUACAUGUCUCCUUUAAAUCCAUCCAGAAGUACUGCAAGCAUACUGAGGACUUCUGUGAGAGCUAUAAUCAAUACUGCACAUUGACCAAGGACUCCUUUCCCCUCACGAUCUGCCAACUAAUAGACAAACAGCCACCCACCAGCUGCUACUACAAUACCACCCUAAGCAACCAUCAGCUCUACCUGCUCUGUUCCCGCCAGUAUGAUGCUGAACCAAUAGAUAUCAUUGGCCUCUUCUAG